Australozyma saopauloensis is the source of this 171-nucleotide messenger RNA. It is a transcript of the gene COX17, whose product is annotated as copper metallochaperone. The transcript has a single exon. The record is from RefSeq and is a predicted model, not a curated record. Gene Ontology annotation, cellular component: mitochondrial intermembrane space. Gene Ontology annotation, molecular function: copper chaperone activity; copper ion binding. Bases 1 to 171 code for a protein of 56 amino acids. Gene Ontology annotation, biological process: mitochondrial respiratory chain complex IV assembly. NCBI's taxonomy places the organism in Eukaryota, Fungi, Ascomycota, Pichiomycetes, Serinales, Metschnikowiaceae.
AUGUCUGAACCAACCAAAGAAUCCAAGCCAAAGCCUUGUUGCGUCUGUCUCGAUGAGAAGAAGGUCCGUGAUGAGUGUCUUUUGUUCAACGGACAAGAGGGUGGCAAGUGUCAGGACUUGAUUGAGAAGUACAAAGUUUGCAUGAAGGGCUACGGUUUUGAGACCAGAUAA